Molecule: messenger RNA, 1155 nt
Organism: Oreochromis aureus
Lineage: Eukaryota; Metazoa; Chordata; Actinopteri; Cichliformes; Cichlidae
Exons: 7
Coding region: 84-1121 (345 amino acids)
Molecular function (GO): nucleic acid binding
Source: RefSeq, a predicted model, not a curated record
UGAAGAACUUGUUGGACACUCAGCUGCCAGUCAGCUGCAUCGCUAAAUGUCUUGGUGUUUCAAGAAGAACAAUCUUCAGGAGGAUGCAAGAAUUUGACUUGUCUGUGAGAGGAACAUACAGCACAAUGAAUGACCAAGAGCUGGACAACAUCAUAUCGACUAUCAAAAAUCAGAUGCCAAAUGCUGGCUAUCGAAUGGUUCAAGGACAUUUGGUUUCUAUGGGUCUCCGUGUUCAGUGGUGGAGAAUGAUGGCCUCCAUGCAUCGAGUUGAUGCUGUUGGGAUCUUCACACGGAUUACAGAACUAGGCUGUGUUGUGCGAAGAAGCUACUCGGUGCGAGGCCCUCUCUCCCUUGUCCACAUAGACACAAAUCACAAGCUAAUAAGGUACAAUGUUGUGAUCUUUGGUGGAGUGGAUGGCUACUCAAGGAAGGUCCUGUACUUGGAUGCAGCAACUAACAACAGGGCAAAAACUGCAUUCUCAUUUUUCCUGAGAUCAGCCCAGCUUCACGGCUUGCCAUCAAGGGUUAGGGCAGAUCAAGGAGUAGAAAACCUGGACAUUGCACAUUUCAUGUUUGCCACAAGAGGAACAGGGAGAGCGAGUUUCAUAUCUGGAAAGAGUGUCCACAAUCAGAGAGUAGAACGACUUUGGCGUGAUGUCUGGAUUGCAGUCACUAGCAAGUACCAUGAUGUUCUUCACUCACUUGAGGAGGAUGGCCUGCUUGACAUUUCAGAUGUCAUUCAUCUCUUUGAUGUCCACUACAUCUUUGUCCCUCGACUCGAGCAGAUCUUGUCACCUUUGUUGGAGGAUGGAAUAAUCAUCCCCUCAGGACAGAAGGUGGUCUCACUCCUGAACAGCUCUGGUGUAUGGGACAUCUACAAGAGCUGGACGACGGCGAGAGACUUGAGGAGCUUCAGGAUCCAGGUAUUGACUGGGAGAGUGCUGUACUGCAAGAAGAAUCUAACAGCACAGUUGUGGUUCCUGAAAUUGAAUGCCCACUGGAUGAGGAAACCCUGGAGGGACUUCAGAGAACAAUUAAUCCCUUGGGACAUUCAGAAUCUUACGGUCGUGACCUGUAUAUACAAUUCUUGCUACUGGUGUCAAACCAACAGUGACACUUAAGAUGGACGUGAAAGUCAACGCUCUUUUGUUCUCA